Rotaria sp. Silwood2 is the source of this 2154-nucleotide messenger RNA. Lineage: Eukaryota; Metazoa; Rotifera; Eurotatoria; Philodinida; Philodinidae. The record is from the annotation of a GenBank genome assembly.
AUGGCAUGUUUCAAUAAUGUACAUGCUGAACGUAUAUCUGAAGAAGCACACGGUGAUAUCUUAUCAUGCCUAAAAGAGGAAAAUGAUGUAUUGUCUGAAUUGGGUCUUGAGAAUUCAUUUUAUCAAGAUUUAAUUUCAUUGGAUUUUCCUGUUUCUGGUGAGUGUAAUUACCAAAAUUUUACUGAAUCAGUAGGGAAUUCCGUUGAAUCAUAUGAGUUUGACAAAUAUCUCGGACCAAAAAUCCCUCAAAGUCUUUAUUUCGAACAUAAUAGCAAUCAUGCAUUGAUGUAUAAUGGUAAUUCACCUAUAUCACCUGUCGACAAUAGAAAAGGAUUGGAGUCAAAUACAAGACAAAUUAAAUUGUCACCGUCCGUUGGUGUUGGCCAGUCACAAAUAUCGAUAAAACGUUCGCAUAAAAUACGAAUUCUUCAUCCAUUAGAAGAGUUUUUCCGCCCGCGAUAUAAAAGUGAUUAUUUUACACUCGAUGGAAAAACUCGUAAGCCAAGAUAUGUGGCGGAUCGCACUGGCAAUCACUUUGUUACACUCAAGGUACCAUCGGAUGUUUCUGGUAUGAUCAGAGUCGAUUGGCUAACAAUACCUACUGAAUCAGGUAAUCGAUAUUCGAUGCCUUAUCGAUUUCAACGAGAUAAUGUAACAUCUGAUGUACCAGAUUGUAAUCCAAUUUAUGUAGCCAUCAAGACUGAUAAAACGGGACUAAUGAGACUGUAUUUAGUAUUAAUUAAAUCGAAACAAGAUGAAUUAAGAUUAUGUCAACCUCUAAAGCCAUUUCAUCCAUUUCAAGAUGUUUUUGGUAUAUCGGAUAAAAAAAGUUUGAAACAAGUGCCACCAUUACAUCCAAAACAAUUAAUUCAACAAUAUCAACUGGAUAAAUCUCAAUUAGCAUUCACAUUUUGUGCAUCAAGUUCAGAUGGAACAUCUUGUAUUCCACAAUGGGAUACGACUGUUUACUCAACGGUUCUUACCGAAAUGUCACUAGAAAUUUCCAAAAAGAGAAUAGUCUCAUGUCCGAACUGUGCACAUAUAAUUGACCUUUCAUCCGGCACUGAUAAUAAUGACAACGUUCAAGAAGUAGUAAAGGGUAAACGAAACACAAGUCAAUCUAGUGAUGAAAAAUCAAUACAAACAACAAAACCUGUUAUUUCAGAUCAUUACCUAAUUCCAAAUUCAAAACCUCGAAACAAAUCGUUUGAAAAAGAAAACAAAAAAAUGACAGUUGAAACAGAUACAAUAAAAAAUCCAAAAGAAUCUCCAUUAAAAGCAAAACGUAAACGUGCAUCACGUUCAAGUUCAAGUGGAUCAAGUUCAUCAGGUACUUCAAGUUCAUCAUCAGCUUCAAGUCGUUCAUCGUCGUCAUCAUCAUCGAAUUCAUCAUCAUCAACUAGUCGUUCAUCAUCAGCUGCAUCAUCACCAGAAAAGAAGAAUGAUCGUACAUCAACUAAAGUUAUUAAUAAUAAAUCAUCAAAUAAAAAAUCAUUAGAACAUGGAUCAAUUGAUGACAAAAAACCUACUGCUCCAACAAUUCCAACACAUCGUAUUCCUAGUCCGUCAUCAUCACGUCGACAAGAAAAAGAAAAAGAAAAAGAAGCAACUAAAAUUUAUAUUGGUAAAUUGUCAUUAAAUGUUACUAAAGAACAUUUAGCUGAAAUAUUUGGAACAUUUGGUGAAAUAAAAGAAAUUGAUUUACCAUCACAUCGUAUACAUCCAAAUCUUCAUCGUGGUUUUGCUCAUAUUGAAUAUGUUUCACCAAAUGGUGCUGAACAAGCAUGUAAAUAUAUGGAAACUGGACAAAUUGAUGGACAAGAAAUUGUUUGUGUACUUGUUCAUGGUCAACCAGCACAUUUAUCUGCUGAUAGAAAUCGUCGAGAAUCAUCACCGUAUCAUCGAAGACGUCGACGUUCACCAUUACCACCAUCACGUCAUUAUCCACCACCAAGACGUAUGGGAGAUCGAGAACGUGAUCGAGGACGAUAUAAUGAUCGAAGAGGUGGAUAUUCACCACCAUCAAGAAGUUAUCGACGUGGACAAUCACCAUCGGCAUCUAGUCGACGAACAGGUACAAGUGGAAAUACGGCUGAAUCACCUAAGAAAAAAGAACGUCGAUAUUCGCGAUCAAGUUCAAGUGAAUCAAAAUAA